Messenger RNA from Symbiodinium sp. CCMP2592, 2367 nucleotides. The record is from the annotation of a GenBank genome assembly. NCBI's taxonomy places the organism in Eukaryota, Dinophyceae, Suessiales, Symbiodiniaceae.
AUGGCGCCGCGGGAAGGCUUACGCAAGAUGCGCCUCGGAAGAGCCGCUCUGGUGGCAGCUGGAGCCAGUGUCCUCCUGAUGUUCUCUGUCGCAGUCAGGACGACAGACAGCAUCAAAGAAGGUUUGAGCUUUCUUUGGCCUGUCAGCUUCUGCCUCCAGCGUCUUCCACAUCUUAGUGAUAGACACGAGGCGCCUGCCCUGCGAAGGUCAGCACGGUCUUCGCAGUUUCAUGGAGGAGGCGGAGGCUCCCUGGCCGUGCCCUUCACCGUGGCCGGCGCCUCCCUGGUCGCAGUGGGCCUGCUCCGAGCUCAGGGCGCAAGGGCCCGGACGGGGACGCUGCGGCGUGCUUUGGAGGACGAGGGGAAGCUCGGAAAGGCGAUGGCCGAGGGCAAAAGGCUCAAGAGCUCGAGUUCGCACCCGGCCGUAUCUCCCAUUGCCAUGGCGGUGCUGUCGCUGUUGGGGCUCGUGUUCCCAGUCCUGUCGUCAGCCCAGGGUGGAGACUACAUGAGCCAGUAUGCAGCGCCGUACCAACAUUACAUGCAGGGCGGAUCCGGCGGUGGCUCUGGUUACCAGCAGUACUACAAGAAGUACAUGUCGCAAUACGGCUCCGGUGCCGCCGGAGGGUAUGAGAAGUACAUGUCGAAGUAUGCCGGCGACUAUGCUAGCAAGUACAUGCCGUCCUCCACGUCUGCGGACGAGUCUUCCGAAGAUGCAGGGAAGCCGCUAAACUUCGCGGCAGCUGAGGGGGAUGAAAGCUCCAACACGGAUGCCAAGUCCAGGAAGGACUCGGCAAGCGAUUCUCAGAACGGAGCUGACCAAAAUGGCUUCAAGAAGUACAUGGACUACUCCAAGUACUCGCAGGGCCACGGCUCCCAGGGCUCGCAGGGUGGUGACUAUAAGCAGUACAUGGAUUACUCCAAGUACACUCAGGGUCACGGCUCCCAGGGUGGUGACUACAAGCAGUACAUGCAGUCCUACGGUGGGGACUACAGCAAGUACAUGCAGGGGCACGGCUCCCAGGGCGGAAAUUUCCAGCAGUACAUGCAGUCCUACGGUGGCGACGUUAGCAAGUACGCGCAAGGGCAUGGAUCGCAGGGUGGUGACUAUAAGCAGUACAUGGAUUACUCCAAGUACACUCAGGGUCACGGCUCCCAGGGUGGUGACUACAAGCAGUACAUGCAGUCCUACGGUGGGGACUACAGCAAGUACAUGCAGGGGCACGGCUCCCAGGGCGGAAAUUUCCAGCAGUACAUGCAGUCCUCCGGUGGCGACGUUGGCAAGUAUGCGCAAGGGCAUGGAUCGCAGGGUGGUGACUAUAAGCAGUACAUGGAUUACUCCAAGUACACUCAGGGUCACGGCUCCCAGGGUGGUGACUACAAGCAGUACAUGCAGUCCUACGGUGGGGACUACAGCAAGUACAUGCAGGGGCACGGCUCCCAGGGCGGAAAUUUCCAGCAGUACAUGCAGUCCUACGGUGGCGACGUUAGCAAGUAUGCGCAAGGGCAUGGAUCGCAGGGUGGUGACUAUAAGCAGUACAUGGAUUACUCCAAGUACACUCAGGGUCACGGCUCCCAGGGUGACUACAAGCAGUACAUGCAGUCCUACGGUGGGGACUACAGCAAGUACAUGCAGGGGCACGGCUCUGCCGGAGACGGCUUCCAGAAGUACAUGGAUUACUCCAAGUUCACACAGGGUCAAGAUCAUCAGGGUCCAUCCGAACCAGCUUUGGUCUUGGCAUCGACUGGCCCCAAUGCCACUUCAAAGCAAUCCCGGUCUGAUGCCUCUGGGCGACAGCAGGUCUCUGAGGAUCAGCGCGAGGAGCGCGAAAGGCAGAUGGAGAAGGAGCGUCUGCGUGAAGAGCUGCAGUCCGAAAAGGCGAGCCUCCGUGCUGAGCUUGCAUCCGAGAAGGAGCACCUGCGGGAUGAGCUUGCUGCCGAAGCCAAGGCGGCAGCUGCUGCUGCAAAGAAGGCAGCCAAGGCCGCCAAGGCCGGCGAGCUUUUCGUCGCUCCUGAUCAGCAGAACACAGAGGAAGCGAAGGAGAGCAAGCUGCGCGAGGAGGAGAAGCAGCAGCUUCGUGAAGAGCUGGCCUCGGAGCGGGAGCGUUUGCAGAAGGAGCUUGCCCAAGAGCAGGAGCACUUGAAAGAGGAGUUGGCCUCCGAAGCUAAAGAGCACGAGGAGGAGAGGGCUACCCCUCCAGCACAGCUCGCAGCGAUCCCGGCUGGGUCUCGACCGCUGGUCGUAACCGGUUCCCUUGCGAUUGGCGUGCUUGCCGCCGUCGCCUUUGCCGCGCGACUUCGCCGUCAGCGCCAGGCCGACGCAGCCGAAGACUACCUUAUGUAUGUCGAUGCACCGAUGGAGAUUGCCUAG